Molecule: messenger RNA, 4400 nt
Organism: Peromyscus eremicus (cactus mouse)
Lineage: Eukaryota; Metazoa; Chordata; Mammalia; Rodentia; Cricetidae
Gene: C9H10orf71
Product: chromosome 9 C10orf71 homolog
Exons: 1
Coding region: 1-4284 (1427 amino acids)
Biological process (GO): positive regulation of calcineurin-NFAT signaling cascade
Cellular component (GO): Z disc
Source: RefSeq, a predicted model, not a curated record
AUGCAGGCGAACAGAAAGGGCACAGAUGGGUUCAGUGACACCUCCAGCAUCGGCAGUGUGCUGGACGAUGCAGACAGGGAGGUGAGCAACCUCACAGACCGGGCAUUCCGGAGUUUAUGCAUCUCAGAGGACACUUCCUUCCACGACUCUGACCUGGCUCUGUCCCCAGAUAUCUCCAGCCAGGGGUUUGGGACUUUUCACCAGGAAACAGUGAGCCACACCAACAGGAAAAGUGGGAUUUGGAGCCAGUUUCCAGCUCAAGAUACAGAGCAUUCUGGUUGGGCAGCCACCUUCCAACAGCAACCCAAAUAUGUUCAGGGAGAGGAAAAGUACCCCAAAAACAGUCCCCCGCCAACUCCAGUCCAGAGGAGACUGGAGGUACCCAUUUCUGGCCUGAGGAGCAGCAGCAAGCCCAUCUCCAAGGUCUCAUCGCUAAUCAGAUCUUUUGACAGGACAGAGAAUCAACGCUGUGACAGCAGGCCUCCUCCCAGCAAGCCUCCAGCUCUCAAAAAUCCCCCCAAGUUUGCACUUCCCCCAGAAGGUGGUGUCAACUUCUGCUUCGAUUCUGCCUUUUUGACCGUGAGGAGGGUGCCUGCUGAAGUCUCUAACACCCAUCAGAGCAGCCACCAGCCUGGCAGAAUUCCUGGAGAACAAGAGUCUCCCAAGAACCCAGAAGUAGUAGCAUGCCACAGCUCAGAGAGACUCCUCCGGACACCUGACCAUGUGGCUGACUCAUUUGAGUCAAGGUUUCCCACUCCACCACUCAAGCCAGCCAAAGCUGAGCCGGGAAGAGGCAAGGAGUGGGUUCCCAGGGGGACUUUUCUGCACAGUGAAAAUAGUGCAUUUGAGUCAUGGAAUAGCCACCAACCAAAGCUCCCAGAAAGAAAGGACAUUGCUGAAACAAUCCCAGAAAGCAAAGCUCCCAAACAUCAUGAGGGCAUGCCCUUGUUAAAGAAGCCCCACCCCUCUGAGUCCAAAGUCUCCCCCUGCCAAGCCCAGACUAACUGCACCCAGGAAGAGACCAGGUCAGCAUCAGGGCCUCAGUCCAUAUCUGGAGCCUGGGGGGACAGGGAUCCAGGAUCCCAGGUAUUCCCUAUAGAGGGAAAUGCUUCACAGAUUGACCCUCAGAUGAAGCAGAGCCAGGCCCCAUGGAGGAAGCCAAAGGCUGGCAAAGGAGGAACAGAUGGUCCACGUGAUGCUUUGGAAGACAAGAAACAGCCUAAUAAGAGAGGCCUACCUCUGUAUUCAAAGCUCAACCCUCAGGAUCAGCUUCCAGAAAAUGGUGUUCUGGACAUGCCAGAGGAUCCCAAUGAUCAUUACAUCCCCCCCUUUAACAUCAGUAAACUCCUCACCCCAAUUAUACCCACCAAGAAUGUCCUGGAAUCUUCAGACACCCAACCAGUGGAAAUCAGCCCAUCCUCUCCAGGACAGCUAAAUGGAUACCAGGAGAAGGAGCCCAACGAGGCUCAGUCUCGGGAUAGCUACAAGUCCAAAGCACCCAGCUUACUGUUCAACCUCAAGGACGUCAGGAAGCGUGUCAAGAGUACUUACAGUCCCUUGCCUCUCUUAAAAAGCUCUGAUGAGAAAACCAGAGGUAAGCUUGAUAGCAAGCAAGAACUUGUGAGCAACGGGGUCACCCUUCCCAAUGGGCUUGAAGAAAACCCUCCUGCAGAGCUUUUGAAGGAGAGGCCAGCUAGCAUUUUGCACAGCAUUACCCAGAAGGAUCCUGCAAUUAACUGCACUGAGUCCCUUGCCGACAGCCACUCGACCCUUGGUUCACCUUCCACCAGCUCCAAAACCCACGUCUGUGUCAAUGGGGAAGCCGCAGAAAGGCACAGUAAUGAGAAGGAAGAUGCCAAUGGAGCAUCAGAGCAGGGUCCUUCCCAGCACGGCUGGCAUCCAGACUCCAGGGAACACCUUCCCCGGAAACAGCUCUCCCUGAAACUCAGCAACAGGGAGUCGGAAACAGGACAGGCUACAGAGAAAAUGAAGCCCCACCAGCUGGACAACGGGCUCUCAAGAUCCAUCUCCCAAGAGAUGGAGCCUGAGCAAGAAACGGGGCUCCAGAACCCACCCUUGAACCAGAAGUCCUCCCCAGGGCCCCUUUCCCCUGAGGAGGAGGAUGUGUUUUACAGCGACAGCCAAUCCGAUUUUACGCCAUGCCUCCAAACCAAGGCUAAAUUCAGCACCAGCUCUUCAGAUCAGUCCUUUGCUUCUUUUGAUGACCAGCAGAAGAUGUGGUUUACAGAAGGUCCCUGGGAAGACAGGAAGAAUCAUGUGAGUGCAAGUGACGAUCAAAAGGAUGAGAAGGAGACCAGGAUGGAGAAAGAUGAGCCACAGCCAUGUGCCUUAAGUAACGGACAUAUAGGUGUGGAAGAACACAGACAGGAAGAAAUGCAAAGAAAAGCACAAGGUUGGUCGGGAGGGACACCCAGGAAGACAUCGGUGGAGGAAGUCAAUUUCAGAGGCUCUUGGGUGAGGGCCGAUAAGGAUACAGCUCUUCCGCAUGCCAAGGACUGGACUCCCUUGCCAGCCUCUGCCAACAAGCACAGACUGUUCCCAAUUAAAGACAACACACUCAGGGCCACCCCGGUGAUAAAACCUAUCAUUCUGCCUCUCCUGAGGACAAUGUCCUCAGAGGACUCACUUAGUAGUGGACACAAAGAGAGUGAAUUACCAAGGCAACAGUGGGGUGAGGAUGCUGGUGGCCUCUGUGCCUCAGAAAGUCAGGAAAUGCGUAACACUCCUCUAUCCAGCAACAUGCUGGGCGCACAGCAGACGUGUGUGGUGUGUGAGGGCGUGGAGGAGGACCCGGUACACACUGCAGCCCAGGCUGAAACUUCUCAGCAAGCCCGGAAGGGAAGUUUCUCUUUUCUACCACUGGUGGAAGAGGAGGGCAAGAUGAAGCCACGCCCAGAUAUAACAGGCGAAGCGCCAGCGCGUGGUAAGAGCAGGUCUGCAGACUCAGGGAAACCCUCUGCAGACUCAGGGAAACCCGCUGCCCCACAGCACAUCCCCACCAUUGCUUUACCCCCAGAUGACCCAGAAGACCCGCCCUCCUCCCAACCACUCCACACCAGUUGGGAAGAACAAGGUUUCCAAAGCCACUUUCUGUCUGCACCCAGAGCAGGACCUUCAGGAAGAAGACUGGUCCCCAGUGAGGCAGCGACUUCCCCCAACCCCAGCUCUCUAGGUGAGAGCAGCACCUGCUCUCCCUCGGCCAGCAGUGUUUGGGAGGAAGCUCCCCAGGCUCCUGGGGAACAGUGGCUGCGCCAAGAGCCUCCAAGCCCCAGCCCCUGGGCCAGCCCGGGUCGAGCCAGGCUCACCCGGAGGGAGGACAUGACACAUGGCCUCACAUGGGAGGCUGAAGGCUCUGAUCCCCAUCUCGAACGGUUGGCAGACCUCAGGACCCUCUCUCCGAGAGGCGCCUUGCUGGCAGAGGCUGCUGAGAAACCCGAGCCCCCUGCGCUGCUGGAGAGGGCGGCGGCGGGCAAGCCCCCUGCAGUCCCGCCCAAGACCGAGAAGGCCCUGCGGCGGGCCAAGAAGCUGGCCAGCAAGAGAAGGAAGAGCGAUCAGGCGCCGGAGAAGCACACCGAGGCCUGGGAGGGCCAGUCUUUCGCAGAGGAUAUGCAAGGGACCGAGAGGAGGCCGGUGUCUCCCGGAAAGGGGCCGCGGCCCAGGUUCCCUGCGGUCCGCUCCCUGCCCCCGCCCAUGCACCGCCACUCGGUGUCCUGCGGCUGGGAGUCCUCGGGGAGGAGGCCUUGGGGGCCCCAGCCCCUCACGCCCCUGCCCCCUUAUCCCGCCACCCAGAAGGUGCUCCAGGAUCCUCAGUCCGGACAAUACUUUGUCUUCGAUGUGCCUCUCCAAGUGAAAAUCAAGACUUUCUAUGACCCCGAGACUGGCAAGUAUGUCAAGGUCUCUGUCCCAUCCUCGGAGGAUGCCUGCUCCGAACCACCUCUGCAGGAUGCCCUGGCUGCUCCCUACCUACUGUACCCUGGCUUCCGGCCAGUGCCUGUAACCUCCGUGAUGCCUCUGCGCUGCUCCUCUCAGCUGGCAGCUCCCACCUUUCUCAGGCAAGGGGGUUCCAGCCACAGGCCCCAGAGCUCCCAAGGCGCUAGACUGCAGCCUCCCCCUGAACGUCUGGGUGAGUCCACCCAGCAUGCCUCUGCCCAGAGACCCCGCGGGCCUCCCCAUAGUCCAGAGGAAGAGGCUGCAGAAGCGCCAAGCCUCAGCAUCAUCUCCACCGAUGACCUAGAGGACUUUGCCACAGAGGGUGUUUCUUGAGAAUUGAAGCCGACUGCCCCCAACUCCCCACAAACCAGAAAAGCUUACAGUCACAGAUCCUCUCCAACAAUGCCUCUAUCUCUCUACCUACCUAUCUACCUACCUACCUAUCUCUG